GCCGCAGCACCAGGGAGUCCGUUUCAGCGGUCGCUACAACCAUGCGCCGUCUUCCUUCUGGCGUUGCCUCCGAGCUCGAAUCCUCGGCUGUUCACUCAUGCUUAUGAUUACGUGGACGCGGGUCUGUGGGCACGAUUUCACUGGCGAGCGACCAGUACCCAGGGAAUGGACGUUUGACACUACUGCCGCGGAGUCUGUACGACGACCAGGUUUCCGAACAUCGGAGAGGCGUGUCCUGGCGAUGUCGUCUGGAGCAUCGCCUUCAGUGCCGUUGGCGUCAGUGUCGGAGAAGCGGAUGACGGUGCUGUGCCCUGAACUUUUUGCAUCAGGUGACACUGUACUACCAGUACUCGUCCAUACAGCGCCUCCUCCCUUCCAGUCUGUUGACAAGGUGAAAAACUGCCGCUCGGUCAUCCGCAGGUUGGUGUUCCACCCUAACGGCAGUGAGUUUUACUACAUUCUUGACGAAAAUUGCUUUUCGAACGACACGUUGCUAAGUAAGAGGAUGUCGUUGCGAAAAGCAGUUCUUGGGCGGAUUCACAGCACGGAUGAUCACCCCGUGCUAAGCUACUGGUGGCGUUUUGCAGAGGGAAGCGGGCCCAGAGAAAAUUCGAGCUUUAUCUGGACGUCUGUCGAUCACGCCAACAUAUCGAUGGAAACGCUCUACAGCCUCGAUGUGACGAAGCUGGGCGACCAUCUUGUCAUGGUGGCACGCUCUGGUAACAAAGAAGCGAAUAUUGUGUCCAUGUCGUUGAGCGAUGGCUACCGGACUUCCGUCCCGGUACCUGCGGUCUGGCCGGAAAGCCUGGCGUUGAAUCCGGAGAAGACACGCCUCUACUUAGCAGACGUAUGUCCGCCUCUUCGGCUUCUCUCAGUAGCAGCAACAGAUUCCGCAUUGCCCGUCGAGCGCGCCGAAUGGACAACGGUGCGGAUUUUCGGAGUCAACAGCGAGCCUAAUAUUUCGCGCGUCAUUUUCACACCGCAAAGUUUCGUAUUUGCCGAAACCUGUUUAUAUUUCAUCGAUGACACGACCGACCGUGUAUGGGGGAUCGACAUAUCGUCGUCUUCCGAUCCCAGGCCUGUAGCCGGAUCGGGGCAGAAAGGAUCCAUCGAUGGAGAUGGCUUCAGCUCUUCUUUUAGGAGCUUAAAGGACGUAGUCACGACACCGGACGGAUGCAACGUCUUCGUCGCCGACUACUACUACGGGCUCAUUCGCUGGCUGAAGCUGGAUUCGCCGUGUAGCACAGCACGCGGUGUAGAAACUGUAGCCAGAUACACAGAAUUGUCUGCAUUGGCGCUCCACCAAUCCGCCGAUGAGUUGAGUCUGUACGUGGGAGCAAGCGACGGCUCCGUGUUCGAGCUCAAAAUCAACAGCUCCAAGCUGCAAACUUGCGCCUCACCUCCCGACAGUCCUCCUAGUUUCUCCUCUCCUCCUUCCAGCAGUGCUGCUGGUUUCUCGUCUCCUCCUCCGCAAGACUCGUUCACCUCCCCCUCCUCCUCCCGCUCCUCCUCCAUCAAGCGUAGGUUAGCACUCGUCAUCGCCCUUCCACUCUCGGCUUCGGCGCUGCUUGGUCUUGGGGCAUGCCUCUACUGCUGGACCUGUCGCCAACGUGACGGGCCUCUAUGGUCCUCGACGAGAAGGACCGGAAGGGCUAACGUGACCGAACCGCCCGAGCUCAGAUCAGGAGUACCCCUGCGGCGUGAGGAAAGAGAUCUUCAUCUGACCCAGGUGAAACAGUUCUCUUUGGCAACCCUAUCGGGCUGCACGGACAAUUUCAGCCAGAGCUACCGUAUCGGCGCUAGCGGGGCGUUCGGUGAUGUGUAUUGGGGUUCGAUCGACGACAAGGAGCUGGCCAUCAAGGUGAUGACGGGCGAUCUGACGGAGGGGAAGAGAAGCAUGUUCGUGAAGGAAGUGAACACGCUGAGCAGACUCCACCACGCUAACCUGAUCGAGCUCGUCGGAUACUGCGACGAGGGAAAUCUCUCAAUUUUGGUGUACCCCUAUUUCCAGGGGGGAAGCCUGGACGCGCGCCUGCACGACAGAGAGAAAGCUGUUCCUGGCGAACCUUGCCUCCCGCCUCUGACACUGGUGGAGCGGAUGUGUGUUGCCUGGCAAAUCGCCAAGGGGCUGAGCUACCUGCACGACGGGGCCAACCCUCCUAUCAUCCAUCGGGACAUCAAGAGCAGCAAUGUGCUUUUGGGCGGCGGUUCUGGGGCGAAUCUGCACGUCGUCGUUGCAGAUUUUGGCAUAGCGACGAUCGGAGACAGAGUCUUGGGCACUGGGCACGACACGGUGGUGAAGACGUCGCACAUGGCGGGGACUUUCGGGUACAUGGCGCCGGAGUACGUGCGCAAUGGAAUCCUGUCGGAGAAGAACGACGUGUACGCUUUCGGCGUGAUUGUACUGGAGCUGCUCACGGGUAGGAAGGCAGUCACGCAGGCACCCUCUGAGUCCAGGUGGCAAACGCUUAUGGAUUGGGCGAAGCCGUUCCUUGGAAGCGAGUCGCUGGCCGCAAAUGUCCUGUACGAGAUUCUGGAUCCUUGCUUGAGGGAUCAGGCAGCGGGAUCGACGUGCGAGGACAUGGUGAAGGAAGCGCUGCAGUUGGCGAGCAAGUGCUUGGUCGUAGACCCUGAGGCGAGGCCAACGAUGAGCGGGUUAGCAGGGAGAAUCGGUGAGAUGUUGGUUGAAGCGAGCAGACAUACGCAGGACAUAAUGAUUAUUUAAGAUUUCCCUGGAGAGUUGGCGAGUUGUAAAAAGUGAAAGGAAGGAGAGCGGGCCGGCUAUGGUGCCUGUCGUCCAUUAGACCGUCUUCUCCUUCUGGCUGCUCUCCUCGUUGGCAGGGAUGGCGGGCUUUCGCGUAGUCAGGCCACCACCCGCCACGUGGCAUUCGUCUGCUGGAACCGAAGGCCGCUGGCAAGGGCCGGGUUGGCCGGAAAUGGAUCGGUGUAGGAGCUUGAUGAUUGACAGCGCCAAGAGAAAACUGAUCGACCAGCGCGCCAACGUCGACAGUAACUUCUUUGGCGUCUGACACUGUUAGUGGGCAAAGCCUGUCAGUGGGAGCGGUGAGUAAAUUGCGCGCGUGAGC
Molecule: messenger RNA, 3086 nt
Organism: Chara braunii
Lineage: Eukaryota; Viridiplantae; Streptophyta; Charophyceae; Charales; Characeae
Source: the annotation of a GenBank genome assembly